CCAUGACAGUCUUCUUCUUCUUCUUCUUCUUCUUCUUCUUCUUCUUCUUCUUCUUCUUCUUCUUCUUCUUCUUCAGUCCUUGUCUUUUACCGUCUCUCUGCUUCCCGCUAGGCCAUCGGUUUUCGUUUCUCCCAUUCAUGCACUGAUACUAGGUGCUUUGCGACGUUCAUGGCCGAUUUGACAGGGAGGAGCAUGGAACCACCAGCUGCUGCAUGGCCACCCUGCGGCUUUCCGGCCGACUGGUCCAUGGAACCUUUGUGGAUUCCUGGCUACCCUGCCGAUUCUGCAAUGUGCUUCCAAACACAUGUUCCUAGCAGCUCUAGCGGAGGGCAGCUGCAGCAGGUUCAGCAUGCGGCAGCCAUAGCACCAAAUUUAGCCAUCCAAGAAGAAGAAGACGAAGAAGAUAAUGAUGAGGAAGAAGAAGAAGCACAAUACAAGAUGGAAAUGGAGAUCCACGACCCGAUCCAAGUAUUCACAGAAGCAACACAUGAAUUCAAGGUCGACAUCGACAUGAGGGACAUGAAGAUCCAUAGGUACCCUGCAAGCAUUAAACGUCUCAAAGGCUCCUACACCGCCCCGGCGACGGUGGCCAUCGGGCCUUACCACCAUGGGAAGGACCGCCUCAAACCCGCGGAGAAGGUGAAGCACGUGGCCGCCAACCACUGCAUCAUGGAGUCGGGGCGCUCCGUCCAAGAGAUGUACGCCGCGGUGGCCUCGGUCGCCGGCGAGGCCCGAGGGCUCUACGACAAGGACAUGGUGGCAGGUAUCGGCGACGAUGACUUCCUGCCCAUGAUGUUCUACGAUGCGUGCUUCCUGGUGCAAUACAUGCUCACGUGCACCAGUGGUGGCUCCGAGAUGGAUCCGUCGCUGCGCAGCUACUUCGACGGCAACGAUAGCGAUAUCUUCCACGACAUCAUGCUCCUCGAGAACCAGCUCCCGUGGCUGGUGGUCAAGACCGUCAUGGAGUUCAGGCCAGUGCCCUUGGAAGAGUUCAUCACUUACUUGAAAGAUGGCCUGCAAGACCGCAAAUUAACCGAGAAGAAGUCUCCGAUCUUGGACGAUAGCUACGAGCCGCCGCACCUCCUCGGCCUUCUCCGAUUCUACAUUGUAGGGAGAGGCAACACCAAGCGCAACCUCCUACCCCAAACCGAGUCGAUGUCGUUCUCCGUGAGCGCCAUCGAGCUCGCGGAAAUCGGCAUCACGCUGACAGCCAACAAGACCAGCGAGCUCAUAAAGAUGGGCGUCAAGAACAAGCGGGUCCUCUUCGCCGAGAUCUCCCUGUCGCCAUUGUCCCUGGACCAUGCGCGCGCGAGCUGGCUCGUCAACAUGGCGGCCUUCGAGGUAUGCACCACCCCAAACUUCCAAGCGGUCGACGACGAGGAGUCCGUUGUUAGCUCAUACCUCCUCCUCUUUGCCAUGUUGGUGGACCGGGAGGAGGACGUGCACGAGCUACGAAGGAAGCGUCUCCUCCAGGGAGGAGGAGGGCUCACCAACAAAGAGGCGCUCGACUUCUUCACCAGCCUUCAGGGUCUACCUCUCGGAUCCAGCUAUAUCCGCAUCAUGGAAGAGAUUGAGAAUUACCGGGUGAAGAGGCGAACGCAGACCAAGUUGCACGCCUUCGUUUACAAGAACUUGAGGAUCAUCGUUACUGUCUUCUCCGCUGUUGGUGUACUUGCCGGUAUCUUCGGCUCACUUAUGUCUCUCAGGAGAAGAUCUUAAUUUCUCUAAUUUCUUUUAGUGAACGUUCCUGCAUCUACAUCUAAUGCCAUUUGCAGUGAUGUUCUCCAUCUGUAUUAUUUAUGUCUAUUGGGCAUUGAAUCUGCAAAUACAUGUAUAUGAGAUUGUUUA
Triticum urartu is the source of this 1848-nucleotide messenger RNA. RefSeq names its product UPF0481 protein At3g47200-like. The record is from RefSeq and is a predicted model, not a curated record. NCBI's taxonomy places the organism in Eukaryota, Viridiplantae, Streptophyta, Magnoliopsida, Poales, Poaceae.